ACUACACUUGAUUGGGGGCCAUUCGGUGGCGAGCACAAGAUUGCAACAGGAUUACUUGGAAAACGGCGUCCGGCCGCUUCAUGUGUCAGUCGAUGUCGGACAAUUUGCGAGUGAAGAUGGAUUCGGAAACGCGACCAAAGUCAACAUCAGCAAACAGUCGGGCGUGGGCGGCAACUGGUGUGCACCAAUAAUUGGGAUCCCCUCCUGCCUCAACGGUGGGGUUCGGGAAGUGUAGUGCUCGGGUAGUGUUCAAGAGAUCAACGCGUCUCUGUGUGUGAUCACCCAGUGUUAAUAAACAACGAAUAGUGAGCGAACAAUGUGUACUUUACAAUCCCGACAAUCGCCAGACAAAAGAGCACCGGAACGCAGAAAUUCUGACGAUGCUGUCGAGACAUUCCAGAGACCCAACUCAUCAACCGGUUGUGGUAGCGACGGCAGCGACGCCGGUGGUGGGAAAUAACCAUCGGAAUAACAGCAACAAUGAAAUCACGCUGUCAUCACCGCCGAUGACAACGUCACUGCUGGUGUCAACCGAGAAAAUAAUAAAGGUGGGAGAAGUGCAUCCAGCGGCGCUGGAAAAGCAAAGAAACAAACGCAGCGCUGAAGGGGCUGCUAAUGAUGAUGAUGACGGCGAAGGUAAGUGGCCAGGUUUGAGUAUCGUCCGAAGCGGUGCCACCAGCGGUGGCCUCAGCAGUAGUGCGCUGUUACUCGGCGGCAUCGAUCGCACGACGACCGGUAAACUGUGGUGCGACAAUAUCUACGAGAACGUUAUCAAUGGGACUUCCGUGGUCGGUGUCUUCGGUGAGUACGGGAAGUUGAGAAAGUGUCAGGAGAAUAUUUACGAAAACAUCUGCGAGGAUUGUGGCCGGUUGUAUAGUGCGGAAAAGUGUGCCUUCUGUUCCGUCGAGGACGAAGAUGUUGAUACCGAGCGGACGAAGAAAGUGAACAAGUACAGUGUCAAGUUUCAGGAGUUUUUGGAGAAUUUCCGCAUCAAACCGGUGAAGUUUGGCGGCGGUGGCGUUGGCGGGUCCACAAUUCAGGCCAAACGAAAACUGUGCAAAAGUGAUAUAGUGCAUAAUGUGGAUGGUUUUGAGGAGGUGUUUCGCACCAAUAAAUCGUUCGAUCUUGGCGAGAUCUGUCGGAUGCGUGAUGAUAACCGCUCGCAGGUGACGGUCGUCGGAGUGGCUGAGAACCUGCGCUCUUCCCGCGAUGAUCGCGGGCUGCACAAAAGCGACGAUCAGUUGGCGUCGUCAUUGGCUAGCGCAAGGCAGCAACCGCUCGACCCCGGCGGAACACUGAAACCCCCUGAAACCGCCUGCCCACCCGCUGCUGCCACCGAACCGGAGAAAGCCGCCCCGUGGAAAGUGAGUGGAAGAAGCCUCAGCGAAAACUUGAUCGAUUUUUCCGAGCCAUCCGAAAGUGAAACCAUUUACGAGAAUUUGUGCCCCGGUCGGGUGCGAAGCGGGCGCUGCUGGCUGACUGCACCACCGGUGGAUGCAUGGAUGACGUCCCUGCUGGUGGAGACCGAGGACUACGAUGCCGGCGCGGAGGUAGCUUAUCACGUGAAACACAUUCCAUCCGUUACGUUUGAUGACAUUGGCGAUAGUUGGGGAGGUUGUGGCAGUUCAUCAUCGCGAGCGCGACUCAACUGUGUUGUUCAAGGUUAUUCGAGCGACAAGGUUGAGGAGUUCCGUCAGAACGUUCUGAACGAGCGUAAGCGACAGAGGGAGGCAGAGCGGGAAGAGGAGGACCGCUCCGAUUCGCUGGAUCCGGUGAUUAUCACAUUUCGGAGUUCGAUUUUUGAAACAGAGAGCGACGUGCAAUUGCUUGCAUCGGGCGAGCGGAAUCGAGAGACCGAAGCUCCUCGUCAAAACAACGCCGAUAGGGAUGGUCAUGUGAAUGACGCGAUAAGCCCAUAUCGGGUCCAGGUAGCGCGCGAGGGCGAGGGCGAUCGGUUAUCGCAAUGCAAACAGUGCCGCUCACUCGCGGCUAAAAAACGCUCUCUGCUGCGCGAGCAUUUGCUUCGCGUUAGUUUGUGUCGGGUGGUGAUUACAUACGAACGUGGAUUGAAGGCAUUCUUGCUGAUCGGGGCCGCAGCCGCCGCGGCGUGUGAAUUAGUGCGCAAUCGAAAGUUAGUGUUAAAUAAGCGAAAAACGUACCGCAAAAUCAUGACAAACGAGGCCCAUAAUGGGUCGGUUAGUGCGCUGCUCGAAUCGGUUCAAAUUGACAAAUAUUUUCAGUUCCUGGAAGGUAACGAAACAAUGAUUAAUCUCGCGGCAGCUAAGCGGCGCCACCGCCGCCGUCACAAUGCGAGUGAGCUCAUAAGUGCCGAGGUGCAGAGUAAUUCCUCGAACGAGAUCAGCAUCAGUAGCAGUAACACAAGUGGGAUUUACUCGGACUGCGGAGCGUCCCUCGAUGAGAACAUCUACCAGCCAAUAUGGACGUGCAAAACCGACGGUGGCUCCGAACCGACCUACGAAUCUCCCCAGGAACACAUCUACGAAUACAUUCGGGUUGAUCCUGCCCGCGACGAGAGCGAGUGGGAAGUGGUGGAUGAGUUUGCUUUUUCGAAGAAUCGGCACCACUCGCUGAGUCAGAGAUCACCUCCGCCGGUGCCGAAUCGCAACAUACGUCAUCCCCUGGAUCGGUACAGAAAUGUUUGCAUACUCUACAGCCCGACCGCGCCGAAGAUCAAUCGCAUCGUGUACGACUAUAGGCGUGAUUACGUUUUCGACUAUCGCAAAACGUCUGAGGAUGUGUCACCUUCGGACGACGUCGACGAAGGUGAUGAGGAUGACGGUGAGGACCACGGUGAAGAGAACGACUCAGUACUGUGCGAUAGCUGCCCAGGAUCAGAGUCAAACGAGGAGGACGGAGACGAGGGCGAAGAUGUCGCGGCGACGCUACGCGAGAUCCCCGCGCGUAAACACAGCUGCUACUCGAUACCGGACUGCGUCCAGUAUUGGAAGUUUAUGCUGCUGAAUGUGAACUACAACGAGGACGAGGAGGACGUGAUAAUGACCGAGAAGACUAUCGCAGUGAUAGCGAGAAAUGUGGAACCGAAUACACAAAUAUCGAGCGAUCACCGGGUUAGUCUCAAAAAUACCACUCACACACCUUCAGGGCUCGCUGCCCCGAACCUCCCUCACAGUCCCAAGUUCUCGGGUCCUGCAGUCAAAAGCAAAUCACAGAUCCCCGCGACGGACGGCUGCGUGGGGACGUACACCUCGAAGAGUGCCGACAACCUGCACGAGGACACUCCGGCUUCCGCGAAGGAGAAGCUUCCCAGUCCGAAGCGGGAACGGCUGCGGGACAAGAUGAAGGCCGUCCUGCCGCUCAGUUCGUCCCGCAGCGCGGACGACGGGUUAGUGUUCGGCGUCGAGCUGGACCAGGUGGAGCGCGACGAGAAGCUGCAGAUUCCACGCUUCGUCAGCGAGUGUCUGGAAAUCCUGAAGGAGCCGGACUUCAUCGAAACGGGUGGGCUGUACCGUGCGUCCGGCAAUAAGAACUCCAUCGAGAACAUCAAGAAAAAGCUGAACGAGAAGCGGUCACCCAAAAAGUACGAGUUUCUCAAAAAGCAGGACGUUCACUCGCUGACGGGGUCGCUGAAGUUGUUCUUCCGGGAGAUGAAAUCACCCCUGAUUCCGAGGGAUGUAUACGAGUUGUGUGUUCAGAAAACCAAAGACGAAGCUGAAACCAUUGAUAACAUAAGGCUAGGUAUAGACAAAAUGGAGCUAAUCAAUAGAAAUACUUUAAGGUACCUUAUCCGUCACCUCAAAUGCGUGCAUCAAAAUAGUCACGUAAAUAUGAUGAAUUCGUCCAACCUGGCCAUCGUGUGGGGUGCGUGUCUCUUCGCCUCAACGCCCGGACUUAUGGAGAGCUACGAGAGCAAUGACUUGGGCCGGAUCAAUACGCUCGUGAGGCAGCUUAUUGAUUAUUACGAUAAGAUUUUCUACAGCGAUAGGGCGGAUUAAAGUCAGUGGAGAAACCGAAGCAGCGAUGAAGACAUAUCCUCUUGCAGUCGUGAUAGACUGUUUUGUUUGUACAGCACUAUUGUAAGUUUAAAGUUUUGUUAUGAGAGUAAAAAAAAAAUAAAUAAACGAGAUACUCGUUGCCAGCGGCUGAUGCGAA
Molecule: messenger RNA, 4131 nt
Organism: Toxorhynchites rutilus septentrionalis
Lineage: Eukaryota; Metazoa; Arthropoda; Insecta; Diptera; Culicidae
Exons: 7
Coding region: 381-3974 (1197 amino acids)
Biological process (GO): signal transduction; regulation of GTPase activity
Cellular component (GO): cytoplasm
Source: RefSeq, a predicted model, not a curated record